Spinacia oleracea (spinach) is the source of this 3577-nucleotide messenger RNA. RefSeq lists its product as uncharacterized. The transcript is spliced from 8 exons. The record is from RefSeq and is a predicted model, not a curated record. The coding region runs from base 471 to 2570 and encodes 699 amino acids. Gene Ontology annotation, molecular function: protein binding. NCBI's taxonomy places the organism in Eukaryota, Viridiplantae, Streptophyta, Magnoliopsida, Caryophyllales, Amaranthaceae.
UUGGACCCUCCAUUUUCUCUCUCACUAUAUUCUCCCUUUCUCUCUCUCUGUCAAAAUUACGGUAGGAAGAACUUCCCCAAAUAAACCCAAAAAUUAAUAGGAAAUUAAAAAUCUCUUUCUCCAAAUAGUACUGAUUUUCUACUUUUUAAAUUUUUUUUACCAUAUUUUAUUUUAAUUUUUUAUUAUUUUAAUUUAUUUUUCCCAUGUACUAUAAUUUCUUUUUUCCUGGUAGUUCUUGUUUGUUCUGUAUCAUGCUUUGCUUUGGUUUGCUCCAUCUUCUUCUUUCCUGGAGCCAUCGAGUUUCUACAUAGCUCCAAUUUUCAACUUCUAAAUGCUGGAUCAACUCACUCCCCUCAUUUGAUUUCUCGGCAAAUCCACUAUAAUUUGAGUUUGCACAUUGCCGAGGGGAUAUAUAAAGUUGGUUACUUGUGUAGGGGUUUGAUGGGUUGAGGCUUUUGUUCAAGCAAACAAUGGAUACUUGCAGUGAUCCUGUUGAAAACCAGUUUUUUGAUGCCCUUGAAGAGAUUACUGAUUCCGGUUCGGGUUUUUGUUCCGAUUAUUCCCGUUCGAGUUCUGCCCGUGAAGCUUGUAGUUCUGUCUCUAGUAAUGCUCAAUUUGAUGUGUGGAUACAAAACCCAGAAAGUGUUGAAGCCCGUCGAAGUAAAUUCUUUAAUUGGUUGGGGUUAGAUGUUAAAAAUAGGAUUUCUGGUGAUGAUUUUGAAGAAAGUUGUGAUUCAGAAAUUGAGUCUCAAAACAAUGCAAAUGUUACUGGUGGUGUGUUGAGAAAUACAGGUUUUGCAAGUCGGGUUUCUUCGAGUAGGCGACCUGUAUCGUUCUGUUCGUUUGAUGAUACAGAGUAUUCUGGAAAUUUUGCUUCUAAGGAAAAUGCAGUUGGGGGAGUGAAAGUGAAGGGCAAUGUGGUGGAUGAAAACCGAGAAUCACAUUUGUUGAGUUCUUCAUCGAGUGAAGGAUUCUCGCCUGUUAAAAACACGGCAAUGAGCUGUUCUUCGGGGCCUACGAAGAAGGUGAAGAAAUGGUGGCAGAACAAAUUACGAAGCUUCAAUUGUGUUAUGGAGGGAGAACCCGAACCUUGUAAUUGUGAUUCAUCUGCAAAGGGAGGAAUUCAGAGAGUUAAAGUUCAUCAAACAAAGAAGCAAUCAAAGGAACUUUCAGCCCUUUAUUAUGGCCAAAACAUUCAAGCUCAUAAAGGUGCGAUCUUGGCAAUGAAAUUCAGCCCAGAUGGACGGUUUUUAGCCAGUGCCGGGGAAGACAGAGUUGUGCGCGUGUGGCAAGUUGUGGAAGAUGAUCGAUCAAUUGAAAUGGACAUUCCAGAAAUGGAUCCAUCAUGUGUAUACUUCACAAUGAACCAUCUUUCUGAAUUGAAACCACUCAGCAAUAAUGAAAAAGAGAAAAAUGGUAAAUUGAAGAGAACUUCUGAUUCGGCUUGUGUUGUUCUUCCUCCAAAAGUGUUUCGGAUAUCAGAAAAGCCAUUACAUGAGUUCAAAGGUCAUACUAGUGAAGUAUUGGAUCUUUCAUGGUCCAACAAUGAUUGUCUCUUGUCAGCAUCCGUGGAUAAAACUGUUCGUUUGUGGCGAGUGGGAACCAACCAUUGCCUUCAAGUUUUUCCACAUAAUAAUUAUGUAACAUGUGUUCAGUUUAACCCUGUUGAUGAUAAUUGCUUCAUUAGCGGGUCAAUAGAUGGAAAAGUUCGUAUUUGGGAAAUAUCUGAUUGCAAAGUUGUUAAUUGGACCGAAACUAAAGAUAUAGUUACCGCUGUCUGUUAUCGCCCUGAUGGCCAGGGAGGAAUCAUUGGUUCGAUUGCUGGAAGUUGCCGUUUUUACAGCAUAUCAGAUAAUCAAUUGGAACUGGAUGCUCAGAUAUUUUUGCACAAUAAGAAAAAGUCAUCUGGAAAACGGAUAACCGGCUUUCAGUUCUUUCCUAAAGAUCCAAACAAAGUGAUGAUCUCAUGUGCUGAUUCACAAGUUAGGAUUCUUCAAGGGGUGAAUGUGAUCGGAAAGUAUAAAGGUCUUCGAAGAACUGGUGCACACUGCACAGCGUUUUUCACUGCUGAUGGAAAGCAUAUAGUUGCUGCAUCUGAAGAUUCAAAUGUCUAUAUUUGGAAAUGCAAUGAACAAGACUAUGCUAAGCCGUCACAACAAACAAAGAAGAUAAAAUCUUCUGAACGGUUUCUUUCCAACGCUUCUGUAGCACUACCUUGGCCCGGGCUACAAAACGGGAAUAACAGAACUGAAUGGCACGAUGGUGCAUUCAACGGUUUACCUCACGGUUCGCGCCCUUACUUUUCUUCUCCACCCCAUUUCUCAUGUAGGCAAGAUUUCUUCUUAGAGUUGUAUUACCCUAAAGGUUCGGCAUUAUGGCCCGAGGAAAAACUUGUCUCCUCAAACCCUUCAUGCUUAACCUCUUCAUCAAUGCACAAAUCUGAGUACAGAUUUCUGAAAACUUGUCAGAGCAGAUCAAAUUCUGAUGCAUGGGGUAUGGUUAUUGUUACUGCUGGAUGGGAUGGAAGAAUCAGAUCAUUCCAUAAUUACGGGUUACCGGUACCCCAUUGAAAUUCCUGGUUUUUUAGCCAUUCUUUCAGGGAAAGUUGGAAAACAAAAAAAAUCAGUGGGCCCACAUACUCGCAUAGCCUCUCGCUAUAAUGCGAUUGCUGAGGUUAUCUAUCCGAUGAUGGAAAUAUGGAAUGCUAAUUUUUGGAAAAUCCCAACAUAAUUCCAUUCAUUUUCCUUGAGAAUUUAGCGCGAAGUGGCCCAGAAAAGGAGCAAUUCAUGUGCUUGAAUUUGGCUAUCUGGGGAUUGCAUAUCCAUGUGAUAGGAGCACAAAUAAGCUUUUGUGGGGUCGUAUUCGAGUGGAACCUCUUUUGAUAUCUUCCUCUUAAAAUUGUGUGGAAGGUGAAAGCAAAGGGUGGUGGGUUUUAUCUAUCUCUCAGCUUUUAUGCUAAAUUGGCUGUGUUAUAUAGAAUGAUUUGAAUUCUUCUGUCCGCCAUUUGAAUUUUGUCCCCAUGGUUAGCCCCAGUGGGGUUCAAUGGGGCUCGGGCUCAUCGGCCCGGUGCUAAAAGUGGAGAUCAACCCAUGUUCCUGUUUGGUUACAAGUCAACAUCCCAGUAUUAGUACUUGAACAAGCAGCGAGAGUGACAGUUUUCAUGCUGUAGGAGUAAUGCAAUGCAGCAUAUGGUGAUUUUGCUCUUUGCUGGUAAAUAUAAACCCUUUUUCUGGGUUAAAAUUUAGGAUUAGUACUGACAUUUUAUGUUCUAACACCCAUAGUUUUAGGUUUUACUAGAUCUAUCAGGUUAGAUCUUGCAGUCUAAGUAAAUUGUAAGUUAUCCUUAUGUAAAUGAAAUUCUUUUUUUUCCCCACUUUUCGUCUUUUGGCCCGUUCGCCAUGUAAAGGCGCAAUGGUCAAUACGAUGUUUAGAAUGUGGGAGGGUGAUUCGAAUACCUGGUCUUAUGUAUUCAGUAUCCUGGUCUAUAAUCUAUAUAUGGAGAUGAGAAUGUGUACUUGGAUUGUUUGUAUCGCCUUUUUUCUUCUUAAAGAAAACACCAGUGAUGGUUUAUUUGGUA